UUUUAUAUAUACAACCAUCAGGUGUAAGUCAACAAGGUUUUAUAAAUUUUGCUGGUAGCUUUAUACCUAAUACGGCACAAUCGUCUCAUACUCAGCAACAAAUCGUCAACACGAAUUCUCAAACAGCUGCAAUGUCAGCCGCAGCGCAAGGUUAUACUGUUAUGUUUAAUCCGCAAUUAACCAUGUCAACACAAUCACAGAACGCAGCUACUUUGCAGCAACAUAUUAGCUCGCCUUACAUAUUGACAAGCCAAAAUAUACAACAGCAACUACAGAUUCCUGCUAAACAAUAUCACCCAUCCUCAGUUUUACAACAAAAUUCGGCCGAUACUACACAUAACCAGCCGUUAGUGAGCCACACAACAUCUGGAGCGACAGAAGUUAAUUAUGUAACCAGUAUACUACCAUCAAAUUCCACAACAACAUUAACGCAACAACAGACGUCUCUGCCUAAUAUUACCAAUGCAGUUUCCCACACAAUUGUACAGCAAGUUAUGCCGCAAACAAUGACUUCUGUAGCUUAUCCUUACAAUACACAGACUGAAGUUAAUCUACCUGAUUCAACUAUUUCACCACCUACUCAAGAUAAUUCAUCAAUACAUCAUAAGUAAAAUGUGCUAAAUAAAAAAGAAAUGCGUGCGUGCCUUGACACUACUCAGAAAUACAAAAAUAAAUCAACGUCUUAGAUGUAUGGAUGGAUAGAUGGAUGUAUAUAAACCCCACUCCGACGACCGCUAUAAUAUAACCAAUUAUGAUGUGUGGCAAACAUUUGUUUUAAUUUUUUUCGUUUUUAGAUAAAUUUUUAUAGAAUAUGUAUCAGGUCUUAUAAACAAAAUGUUUCCCAUAUAAUUUUCAUAUGCCUGCAUGUCCACAUGUAUAUCGUCAUCUAUAUAUAAGCAGAAUCAAGAAGGUAAAACAUGAUAUAUAUUAGUUGAAAACUUGUACUUCUCUACAUUUUAUUAAAUAUUUAUUAGUUUAAUUAUGAAUACAUAAUACCGUGCAAUAUAUAGAAGUUUUUUUAAUUAUAA
Molecule: messenger RNA, 1028 nt
Organism: Lucilia cuprina (Australian sheep blowfly)
Lineage: Eukaryota; Metazoa; Arthropoda; Insecta; Diptera; Calliphoridae
Exons: 2
Coding region: 132-611 (159 amino acids)
Source: RefSeq, a predicted model, not a curated record